Molecule: messenger RNA, 1423 nt
Organism: Tuber aestivum (summer truffle)
Lineage: Eukaryota; Fungi; Ascomycota; Pezizomycetes; Pezizales; Tuberaceae
Source: the annotation of a GenBank genome assembly
GCAGCUAAUACGGGCACAUUACGGCAAGGAAGGGAAGUCUUCGCCGCCCCGAGAAAACGACCACCCCUACGGCUACGCUUCCCCUCCACGGUCCCGUUCAGAAUGCCACGGGGAGUAAAAUAUAAUAAAUAUUCUCCGGAAGGAGGAAGGAAGGGCUCGUCGAGCAUGGGAUCUUGUGUCUGGGGUUUUAUACCGUUUACUUUACUACUAUACUUUACUGCCAUACCGGUAUUUUGGUUCGAUGUCUACGGUGGUGGGCUUGAAUUCGCUCCCUGGGGAGCUUUUGGAGGGUAUACUCUCGUAUCUGCCCACUAAGGUAUUGUUGCGGGUGGCUAGGGUUUCGAAGAGGAUCUGUAGCUCUGUCGAGUUCAUCGCUCGGAAGAGGUUUCGGGCCAUGGAGAUUUUGGAGGGGCAUGAUUUGGUGUUUCAGUGUUCUUCGCCUAGUAAUCGGGUAUGCUCUCUCUCUCUCCCACUAAAGAGGAGGAACGAUGGCUAAUACGGUAGGCAUCACAGUUUCACGCCCCCUACCACUACUGCUGGUACAAAGGCUCUUACGUUACCGCAUCCCAGACCACCCCGACUAAUAUCGGGGACCUAUACGCACACUUCCGCCCCCUCCCCUCCGGAACAAAGCGCUCCCAGGCCAAGCCCCAGGUACCAUCACCACCACCUCAAAUCAACGACCUCCCCAAGGCUGAUGGUGGUGGUGAACCGAAAGAACUUCCGGGUCUCCCGUUCGUAACCACUACCCUCCCCUUCGAUGCAUCAGAGUACUUCACACAACUAUGCGCCUCCUCCGUACUUGUUAAAUCAAGUCCUCGGGGGUCGACGUUCACCCGUGCAGUGCAAAUCUCGGAAAAAGAAAGUUUCUUCCGGAUUCGUAGGUCCUGGUUGCGCGCUGCUUCUAGGGCUACCGGGGGUGCGGAGGUAUUCUGGUUGGAUGAAUUGCGGAAUGUAGGGCUUCGUAUGAAGGUUGCCGAGAGUAGGUUUGCGCCCAUGGAGGAAGGGGAGGAGGAUGAGGAGGACGAGAGUGCUACUGUGUUUAUUGUUAGGUAUGAAGAAUUGGUUGUCCGUACAGGGCAUUUGGUGGAUUUGGCUGAGAGGGUGGGGGAGGAGGUUGGUAAUGCUUGAUUAAUUGAAUGGUGUGUGUUCAUUGCGAUCCUUCGGAAUUGCCGGUGGGGCUUGCUCCUACAUUUCUGUGUCUGGCCAUUGGGUUACGGGUAGGUGCGGGUACGAGGCACCAGAGAUCGGAUGGCCAUGGUUCUUACUACCGGAAACGCCAGGUUUCUGGCCCAGUCUCCUCCCGCUUCCCCUUCGGCCCUGAGGACCCUCAAUACACCUAGACUUGAGCAGAGAUGUGAUAUAAGUUACACGGGAUGGUGGAUUUGGUAAUACGCAACAAACCCCAUACCUGAAGUGUGCA